This is a messenger RNA of Letharia columbiana, 951 nucleotides long. RefSeq lists its product as uncharacterized. The record is from RefSeq and is a predicted model, not a curated record. Gene Ontology annotation, biological process: DNA repair. The coding region runs from base 1 to 951 and encodes 316 amino acids. Lineage: Eukaryota; Fungi; Ascomycota; Lecanoromycetes; Lecanorales; Parmeliaceae. The transcript has a single exon. Gene Ontology annotation, molecular function: catalytic activity.
AUGGCGCGCACUCGAGCCCAAGAACACGCUGACGAAUCGAAACCAAUAUAUGCCCCGAAAGAACCCAAGCCUCGAGGACGCAGUGCAGCCACAGCAGAAGACCAAAGAAAGACGACCAGGCGCAAGGACAGGAAGCGCAAUGUGGAAGACGUGGAAAAUGCAAAAGAUGAGCAAGCUCCUGUCUCAAAAAAGAGUAAGACCGCAGAUUCGACAUCACCUGAAGACACGAAGCCAAACCCAUCCGCCGUUGACAUGAGUAAACUUGAUACUAUUCUAUCAAGCUACGGUGUACACCCUCUACAAGAUACGAGCCUCCCCAGACGGAAUGAACCUACGCCAGAAACCGUACUCGCUUUGCUCUACCUAGCCAUGCUCAGCUCCGCACGAAUCUCCCACGAAUUGGCAUACAAGAGCCUCCAGUGCUUGAUCGAAGCGGGCUACCAAGAUAUUGAAACGCUGAAAAGGAGUACAUGGCAGGAGCGGACUGAGGUCUUGACAAAAGGUGGCUACACGAGAUACCGCGAGAAGACAGCUACAGCCUUGGGCGAAAUGGCAGACUUUAUAGAGAAGGAAUACGGUGCGCUAUAUCUCAACGAUGGUUCUCCGACACAAAACCUGCCACUGACUCCUUUCACGAGUACAGACAACGAUCUCAACAAUCUCCUCAAGAAAGCAGAUUCGUCCCCCAUCAAAGUCCGGAAAUUGCUGCAGGGAAUCAAAGGCAUUGGCAAGGUCGGAACGGACAUAUUUUUCGACGUUGCCCAAGGCAUCUGGCCACCUCUGGCACCGUUCGUCGACCCUAGGAGUAUGGAGACGGCCAAGCACUGUGGUCUCGGCAGCGAUGUGGAGGCGCUGUGGGAUGCGGUCGGGAAAAAUCCAGUGGAGAUGUGCAAAUUGAGUUCGGCGCUCACCAUGGUACGGCUGGAGAAGAAAGAGAAGGAGUUUCGGUGA